This is a messenger RNA of Tarenaya hassleriana, 1925 nucleotides long. Its product is annotated as rop guanine nucleotide exchange factor 10-like. The transcript is spliced from 7 exons. The coding region runs from base 272 to 1804 and encodes 510 amino acids. Gene Ontology annotation, molecular function: guanyl-nucleotide exchange factor activity. The record is from RefSeq and is a predicted model, not a curated record. NCBI's taxonomy places the organism in Eukaryota, Viridiplantae, Streptophyta, Magnoliopsida, Brassicales, Cleomaceae.
UUCACUCUUCCUGUUUUUCGGUUCUUGUUUUUUUUUCUUCUGUUUCGGUGGCUAAAGAACGAGAGCGAGAGAGAACGGAGGCCAAAACCAAACUCGUUCUUGAUCUGUACGUCAUCACCUUUUCUUUUCUUCUCUUCUUGUUUUCUGGAUUUCGAUUUCGUUUUCGUAUUCUUCGGUAAAAGGAUUUUGUUUUGGUUUUGAGAGAUUUAAAAAAAAAAUACAAGAGUGUUGAAGAUUAUCAUAAUAUAUAUACUGAGAGGAGUUUUUGGCGAUGGUACGGACAUCAUCGGGACGCAGGCUAAGCUGGUCGAGGUCUUUCAGCUUUCGAAAGAUGUUCGAUGCUCGAAACAACGGCAGUUCGUCCUUCUCUUCCCGCACAAAUCCUAGAAACCCUAGCGGAAAUGGAUCGGAUCAUACCGUUAACGUCCCCCCAUCGGACCCAAACCCUAACGGAAAGCAGCGUCUUACGUCUGACAUGGAAACGAUGAAGGAGAAGUUUGCAAGAUUGCUGUUGGGGGAAGAUAUGUCUGGCGGGGUCAAGGGCGUGUCCUCGGCUUUGGCUUUAUCCAACGCCAUCACCGAUCUCGCCGCUUCGGUAUUUGGAGAGCAGAUGAAAUUGCAGCCGAUGUAUCCCGAAACGAAAGCAAGAUGGAAGAAAGAAAUGGACUGGCUAUUGUCUGUGGCUGAUCACAUUGUCCAUUUCGUUCCUUCUAAACAAAUGGCCAAAAAUGGCGGCUUCACAGAGAUCAUGGUGACAAAGCAAAGAGACGAUCUGCAAAUGAACAUUCCAGCGCUCCGCCAGCUCGAUUCAGUGAUUCUUGAGACUCUGGACAACUUCAAGGACCAGAAAGAAUUCUGGUAUGUGCCGAGAGAAACCGAGGAAGCUGAAAACGGUAGAGAGUGGAGGAGAGACGAUGAGAAAUGGUGGGUUCCGGUCGUAAAGGUUCCAGCCAACGGUUUGUCUGAAGAGUCAAGAAGAUGGUUGCAUUACCAGAAGGAUGCCGUCACUCAGGUUCUGAAAGCGGCCAUGGCCAUAAAUUCUCAAGUCAUGUCUGAGAUGAUCAUCCCCGACAGCUACAUCGAGUCUCUUCCCAAGAACGGGAAGACGAGCCUCGGAGAUUUGCUCUACAAGAGCAUAACAGAAGACUACUUCGAUCCAGAGUACUUCCUAUCGUCGCUCGACUUAUCGACCGAGCACAAAGUGGUUGAUCUCAAGAACAGGAUAGAGGCUUCCAUUGUGAUAUGGAAGAGGAAGAUGCACCAGAAAGAGAAAGACGGUAAAUCCUCGUGGGGAUCGACCGUUAGCUUCGAGAAGAGGGAAAUCUUCGAAGAACGAGCCGAAACCAUCUUGGUUUUGCUCAAGCAGCAGUUCCCCGGAACACCUCAGUCCGCUCUCGACGACUCCAAGAUUGAACACAACAAGGACAUAGGACAGGCGAUUCUCGAGAGCUAUUCGAGGGUAUUAGAGAGUUUGGCUUUAAAGAUCAUGUCAAGGAUAGAGGACGUUCUUGAGGCAAAUCUUUUAGCUCAGACAGAUUCCGAAUUAGUGUCUUCAGACAUCGAAGAUCAAUCCAACAAGCCGACGCCGACACAAACUCCGAACUCGAGGAAGCUAUCGGAUUUCAUAGGAUGGAGACUGACAACGUCAGAGACGAAGAGGCACGGCUCAAUGAGCGAAAUCGAAUGCUACAACAAAGUCGAACACGAAAAAUCGGAUCAGUUCAAGUCUCCAAAGGCAGCCCCCAAGAAAUUCUCAUAUCUUGCUAAGCUUGAAAACAUGAGAAGCCCCACAGAAAGACACUGAUAAUGAUCAUACGGGCCGGUAUAAUAGAUAUUAUAGAGCAAGUUAAAGCAGAAGGGCCUCGGUAUUAGUCUCGACUUUAAUUCAGGAUACUCGAUUAUCCCAAAAAAAAAAAAAAGUUAAA